AACAAAUCAUAUUAAAUAAAAAGUGAGCUUGUAGUAUAUCAUCCCAACUUUAUCAGCGCUGCCUGGCCUGCAAAGACGAAAACUACCAACGAAUUUGGCUGCAGAGAUAAACCUCCCAUAAUGGCAGCGAUAACACGGGGUUUCCCAUACACUCUGAAACCAGCUGUUGUGCGUAGGAUCACAUUCCUCUGAUGUUCAAAGGACGACUCGAUGCUUCUCAUCAACAAAACGACAAACAAAUGGUCCUGUCAACAUGCACUCGCUCAACUAAGACCUGUACGCUGAAGGGCACAGGCGCAAAUCCAGCUUCUCAAGGUCCUCCCUGUAUUGUUUACCAUUUUCCAAAGAUGUUGUGGCUUUUGUUUUACCCUGACCUGGCUUGUCACCAGCUCAAAGAGCCUAUAAAGAGAAAGCUCAGGCAGCUUUCAUCAUUUUACACUGGCUGGGCGUGAGGAGCUUCGUUGACGCCGUUUUGUUCGCUCCGUCUUAUGGAUUCGAUCCCUUCCUGUGGCGGGACCAUGUCUACUGUGGAUAUGGAUGGCGCGGUGACAGACCUGGUGUCCCUUUCCUUAAAUGCCACAGCACACCUGUCACCUGGCAUCCCGAUAGCAACAAGAACCCUCAUUCUUCUCGUUUGUCUGCUAGUGGUGGCCUGGAGUCACACGGAGAAAAACACGGUUCCAGGCCCUUCGUUCUGCCUGGGUUUUGGUCCACAUUUAUCGUAUUUGAGAUUUAUCUGGACUGGGAUUGGCACAGCCAGCAACUACUACAACAAGAAAUACGGAGACAUUGUCAGAGUUUGGAUCAACGGAGAGGAGACCCUUAUACUCAGCAGGGCCUCAGCAGUUAAUCAUGUUCUGAAGAAUGGAAAAUACACCUCCCGUUUUGGGAGCAAGCCAGGACUCAGCUGCCUCGGCAUGAAUGAAAGAGGCAUCAUCUUCAACAACAACGUGGCCCUGUGGAAAAAGAUACGCACCUAUUUUGUCAAAGCCCUGACAGGUCCCAAUCUGCAGCAGACGGUGGAGGUCUGUGUGUCCUCCACGCAGACCCACCUGGACAACCUGGACAGCUUGGCUCACGUGGACGUCCUCAGUUUGCUGCGCUGCACUGUGGUUGACAUCUCCAACAGGCUCUUCCUGGACAUCCCUCUCGACGAGAAAGAGCUGCUGCUGAAGAUUCACAGGUAUUUCGAGACAUGGCAGACGGUGCUGAUCAAACCUGACAUCUACUUCAAGUUUGGCUGGAUUCACCAAAGACACAAGACAGCAGCCCAGGAGCUUCAGGAUGCCAUAGAAAGCCUCGUGGAACAAAAGAGGAGAGAAAUGGAGCAGGCAGAUAAGCUGGACAUCAACUUCACGGCAGACCUCAUCUUUGCACAAAACCAAGGCGAGCUGUCGGCUGAGAACGUGAGGCAAUGCGUGCUGGAGAUGGUGAUCGCUGCUCCGGACACUUUGUCCAUCAGCCUCUUCUUCAUGCUGCUGCUCCUCAAACAAACCCCCCAUGUGGAGCUGCAGCUGCUGCAGGAGAUAGACACCGUCAUAGGCGACAGACAGAUGCAGAAUGGGGACCUGCAGAAGCUGCAAGUGCUGGAGAGUUUCAUCAACGAGUGCCUGCGCUUCCACCCGGUGGUGGACUUCAGCAUGCGGCGAGCGCUGUCGGAUGAUGUCAUCGACGGUUACCGGGUGCCGAAGGGCACAAAUAUCAUCCUGAACACGGGCCGCAUGCACCGGACGGAGUUCUUCCACAAGGCGGACGAAUUCAGUCUGGAGAACUUCCAGAAGAAUACUCCUCGCCGUUACUUCCAGCCGUUCGGCUCGGGCCCUCGCUCCUGCGUUGGCAAGCAUGUCGCCAUGGUGAUGAUGAAAUCCAUCCUGGCGACUCUGCUCUCGCAGUACUCUGUCUGCCUCCACGAGGGCCUGACCCUGGACUCCCUCCCACAGACCAACAACCUUUCCCAGCAGCCUGUGGAGCAUCAGGAGGAGGCCGAGCAGCUCAGCAUGAGAUUCUUACCCCGACAGAGAGGAAGCUGGCAAACGCCUUAGACGCACCAACAAAGUCCACAUAACAUUGUAUGGAUGCGCCCUCUAUCACUAUUGUCUUGUGAUUGUACAAAGCACUGCUGUUUCAUUUUAUGAGUCAUAUAUUUUGUGUUUAUACUUAUUUUGUUGUGAACUAUGUACAAUGUAAGUGUAUGCUAACUUUGUAGUAAAUGUAAAUUAUGUUGA
Molecule: messenger RNA, 2225 nt
Organism: Poecilia latipinna (sailfin molly)
Lineage: Eukaryota; Metazoa; Chordata; Actinopteri; Cyprinodontiformes; Poeciliidae
Gene: cyp19a1a
Product: cytochrome P450, family 19, subfamily A, polypeptide 1a
Exons: 9
Coding region: 489-2042 (517 amino acids)
Biological process (GO): response to estradiol; female gonad development
Cellular component (GO): endoplasmic reticulum
Molecular function (GO): heme binding; iron ion binding; aromatase activity
Source: RefSeq, a predicted model, not a curated record